Molecule: messenger RNA, 5127 nt
Organism: Halteromyces radiatus
Lineage: Eukaryota; Fungi; Mucoromycota; Mucoromycetes; Mucorales; Cunninghamellaceae
Product: male sterility protein-domain-containing protein
Exons: 15
Coding region: 195-5081 (1628 amino acids)
Cellular component (GO): mitochondrial membrane
Source: RefSeq, a predicted model, not a curated record
CUUUCUUUUUGCUCCUUCGUUUUUUUUUUUCUAAUAAGGAAUUUCCUUUUACUUUAGUUAUUCUAUUCUUGUGAAAAUAUAACUUCUUUAUAUUAUCUCACGUGUUUAUUACUGUAUUACGAACUAUCCCUGACCAACAUCCUCCUUUUUUUUUUCUCUUUUAUAUUCUUGGUUGAAAUAAAAAGAAAAAAGGGAUGACACUUGUACCUACGAUAUCUAUCACUACUCCAGAUUUAGAAAGUAAGGAUUUUAUCAUGAACAGCCCUUUAUCACCUUCUGCUCCACAAUCUCCAACAAUAUUUGACGUGGUGAAAAAUAUGGACGAUAUGCCAGAAUUAGGCUCAGACGAUGAACUUGCUCUGGAUCAACCUAUCAUCACUGAAGAACCUCAAGAACUACAAGACCAUGACCACCUUCAUCGUGAUACUCAACAACAAGAAGAAGAACAACAAAAGAAUACAGUUAUAUCUCAAGACGUACGUCAAUUUUAUCACAAUAAAUCUAUCCUUAUUACGGGUGCAACUGGGUUUAUUGGUAAAGCUGUAUUUUGGAAAUUAUUACAUUCUCUUCAUGGUGAUAUCGAUCGUAUCUUUUUAUUGAUUCGUAUGGGCCCUUCUCACCGUCGUCUGUCUAACCCUAUUGUACGACUUCAAGAGGAAAUUUUAUCAAACAAGGCAUUCAUCAGUUUACGACGACAAAUGGGAACAACAGUAUUUGAUCAACUUAUCCGGGAAAAAGUGGUACCAAUCAAUGGUGACUUUAUGGAACAUAAUCUCGGUUUAUCUACUAACGAUCAUACUAUGCUUGUUAAACAUGUUAAUGUGAUCUUACACUGUGCUGGAAAUAUGGAUGGCAAUGAACGUUUGGAUAUUUCCGUCAAGGUCAAUGCUGCUGGAACAAAUUCUUUAAUCAAUUUGGCAAAUGAAUGUGGGUUAUUAUCUUCUUUUGUUCAUUUGUCUCCUUUGCAAAUCUAUGGAUCUUCUGGUGUGGCAUGCGAUAGGGUUGGUAUCUUACCUGAAGAAUCAUCGGUAGAAGAUAUCAUUGAUCAUAUCGUGGAAUCAAAUUUGGAAGAUCUACCUGUGAUCAUGAAUCAAGUUAGGCCUUAUUAUCAAAAUGUAUAUACUUUCUCUAAAGCUCUUGCUGAACAAGUCUUGGUUAGUGAUGUACGAAAAAAGCAAAUCACCAAUUCUCAACAAUUCCCUAUUGGUAUCAUACGACUUGGUCAUAUUGGACCUAGUGUAUCUGAACCUUUGAAAGGAUGGGCAGAUGAAGUUAAUGGUGCAAAUGGUGUGAUUUUAUUGACUGGCCGUGGAACUAGAAUUAUUGAUACUAAUCAUGGUGACAUGACGGCAGAUGUUAUACCUGUUGAUUUUGCAGUACGAACCAUCAUAGCAUGUGCGGCUACUAUGACACCUCCUCCAACUACAUUUGUUUUACCUAUGACUGAUGAUACCAAACCUGAUACUACACCUGAAAGAACAUCAUCAACUCCUACCAUUGGUAACAAUAGAGACUCAACAUCCUCCUAUUCAUCCACUGGAACAGCAGCAACAUUAGCUACAGCGGCUACAGAACCAGCAAAUGAAAUAUCAGGUCGACCUUCUCAAUCAUCAUCGACAGGAACUUUAUCCAUGAACUAUCACGCUGAAGAUUGUUUUCCUUAUAUUUAUCAUGUCUCAGCUACUGGCAUGCGUGCUAUUACUUGGCGACUAGCCUAUGAAGCGAUGCGACAUUAUUGGACUCGAACAACAGGUAUCAAUCUCGCACCAGCCAACUCUUACUUCACAGCCAGUGCUCAAGGUUUAUCUCGGGCACGCACAGUCAUGAAUUCUCUGCGAUCAGCGGCUUCAGUGUAUAUUAGCAAUACUACAACGACAAACACAGGAAACAAUGGAGGUGGCGAUUCAAAUGGAUGGCGUUCUGCAAGACCUUCUAGCAAGAGAAGUUCCCAUCGGAUGAGUAAAUCUGUGGACAAGGCAGCAAGAUUAGCACCGAAUGUGAUGCGUACCUAUACUGCAAUGAAUCAUUACAACAACAACAAUUACAACAAGAAAUCACAACAGGCCACAUCAUUAUUAUUAUAUCAUGGUGGUCCAUGGAUAGCACAACUCAAACAACGAUUACGAGAAGAUACUGCCAGCGAGAUAUUUGAUCCUUACAUAUUGGUACCGGAAGAUGCAGAUACUGUGUUUUGGAUGAAUUACUUUACAAACUCAAGUUAUGGGAUGCACUAUUUUGUUGGAACAGAACCUAAUGUACGAUUACCUACCGCAGCUAUAGGAUGGAGUUGCGCUUUACAAUUCCAAGGUGCAGGCAGCAACGACGCUCAUGGAGUGAUUGAUCAUCAAGUACGCAGUGAAAUCUAUUCUCCUGACCAGAUGAAUAAACGAACCUAUCGAAUGAUGGAGCAUCUCAAGCAUUUAUUGGUACAAGAUGAAGCCGCAGCAACUCAGCAACAACAAAAAGAUGAAGUUUGGCUUGUAGAUGUGGAUGAUAGUUUGGAAGAUUGGUCUCAGGAUCAAACCGUGAUCAAUGCUGAACAUGACAAACGACUUGUACUUGGAAAAUGGAGAAAAAAGGUUGGAAGCAACGAUGAUGCUGUCAAGGUAGUUGUACUGAAUGACAAACGAGUCAACCAAGCUAUUCAUCAGAUCACGCAAAAUGCUGGUGUUUCUAAGCAAACAGCCGUCAAUGAAGCUAUGAAAAUCCUUAUUCGAAUGAGUGAACGUACGCAAUUGACUUUUGUCUGGUUUACCGGCUCCUUCCUCAAAUCCUUCUUUGAUCAUAUGUUUGAAAGUGUCCGAAUCAGUGAAGAAAGCAUCCGCUAUAUUCGAGACUCUACUCUUGGUAAACGAGUUGUUUAUGUUCCUGUAUCAAAAAGUAUUUUGGAUCCAUUAUUGGUAUGGUAUAUCUCUAUUCGAUAUCAUCUUCCUGUACCAGCUCUAGUAUGUGAUGAAGUGAUGGCACAAUUGGGUCCUAUUUCUGAUAUCUAUCGUUUGGCUGGGGCUUACUAUGUGAAAAGGGAUAAACAUCAACGAUCACCUCUCAACUCGGCAGUGACAGCAGCUUAUACUCAAGUACUUUUACGUGAACAUGGCGCACUAUCGAUGUGUCUUGAAAAAUCAAGGUCUCGGACAGGAAAGUACCAAGAAGCAUUUGAUGAUGAAAUGAUCGAUAUGGUGAUGGAAUCUACACUACAAUCCAAUCAAUCGCGCACCUCUACAAGCACUGUAUCCAAGGUUGCCAAUUCUGAUUUGACCAGUCCUCCUGAAUCUCCUGCUUCCCCUGCUACGCCAACAAGUACAACAACAGGGAUGGAUGCUAGUACUACUGGAAGUACUCCUCGCAAGGCUCAUCGUGAUGUGAUGAUUGUUCCUAUCAACAUUUCUUAUGAAAUUGUACCUGAACUUGGAUUCCUUAUUGAUCAAGUAUUAGAUCAACAACCAAAAGGUGUUUAUAUGGGAAACAGCAACAACAGUAGCAACAAUAACAACAACAAUACUCUCAGUAGCAUGAGUGGAAAUAAUAUGCCUUCUACAAGAUCAUCACCUCUUUUGGCCUCGCAAGCACCUUCUUCACCUUUACCCAAUAUGGUUCGACCUAGUCAAGCUAUGGAUAGACGCAAUCGAUUACUGGAUGGCAUCGAUGCUCCUAAGAAAUGUGGACGUGUUCAUGUCGGCAUUGGACAACUGAUCAGUAUACAAGAUGUGGCUGCUGAAUACAAUAAAUCUUCAAGUGACAAAUCAGAUGAACAAUCGAAUCUUGCCAAUAUUAUUGUCAAGCGUAUUCAACAUAGUCAACAUGAAGCUUUAGUAGUGACUCCACUUUCUUUAGUGUGUGCGAUUAUUUUAUAUGGAAGAGCCACAGGUGGUGUCUGCUUAGGCAAAAUCAAAGAAUUACUGGAUUGGCUUCGAAUAGAAAUACUUGAAAGACAAUAUAAAAUAGAUUGGCAAGAUGGGGAAGACUUGGAAGCCAUCAUUUUUAGUGUAUUCAAAUUGAUUAACGAACCCAAGAAUCUUAUCAUUGAAGGCAAAGAAAUGACGGAUGAUACCAAUAUCAAGGUGAAUGAUCAUGCUGACAAUAUCAUGACAUUAUCUUAUUACUCCAAUCAAAUUGUGGACAUUUUCCUUUUGGAUGCCUUUUUCAGUGUGAUCUAUUUAUCCUUUUCUGAAGACACUGUUAGCGAAGAUGAAUUUAUUGAUCGAUUCCGAUUCCUUGUGCAAUUACUUGAAAAUGAAUUUGUUUUGACUUGGGAUGUUGACAAGCAAUUCAAAACCAUUAUGAGCCGGUAUGAAAAAGAAGGAGUGAUACGAAAAAAGGAAAACAAUCAACUUUCUCUAAAGGUGAAUAUGGAAACCAGUCAUGUACGAUAUGAGCAACUGAUAUUUUUGGCAUCCUUGAUAUAUCCUACCAUCGAUACCUAUUGGAUUACAUCAUGCUCACUCUCAGCUUUGGAACGUGUGCCAACUUUACCACGUAGUAUUGUACCAUUGCUCAGUCAAUGGAUUGCUACUCAUUUGAUUGCAGGACGAAGGACAAUUUAUCGUGAAGUAUUAUCAACAGAAUCAAGUCGGAUGGCAGUGGAUGUAUUCAUGGCUAUGGGUUUUUUGACCGAAUUUAAAGCAAAAGAAAAGUUAUCACCUGAUGCACAGAUCUUAUUGCAUGAACUUAAGAUUCCUACAACAGAAACUUUGAUUGAACUUUGUGGUCAAAAUAGUGAUGGAGGUAUGACACCAGUUUCACCUAUUGAUCCUGAAGGAAUGAUGAAGGCAUUGAUGGCACAAAUUCAAAUGAAUCGAGCCAAUUCUAAUAUGGCAGAUCUUUGUCAACAAAUUGAUUCUUAUCGAUUAGGAGCAGCUUCUCAACGUGAAAGCUUCCAAAAUGCUCAAGUUUUUCAAAAAUGUUUGAAACAAAUCAAAGGGAUUUUACAAGUGGAUGUUAGUUUUGCCAAGAAACAAAAGGUAGACUUGAAUGAUGCUGAAGAUGGAUUGGUUCAAUUAGUUUAUGCUCUUCGGGUGAAUAGUACAACAAGUAAUGAUCGAUCUACUCGAAGGAUAUCUGAAGCUUACAAUUUAAAAUAAUAGUAGUUUGUAUAGUUCAAUAAAUAAAUAUAUAUAUAUUCUUUUA